AGUUGAAAAUGUAUCGGUUAAUCAUCAUGAAAGUAACUGUUCCAUUAGCUUAUUAUUGAAUUUAAAACAUGUUGUCAUUUCUACUUUACUUACUGAUUACACCAAACCCACUAUGUUUACUGAAUCUAUUGAACCUCUUAUGCUUACCAAAUUUACCGAACCUAUUAUUAAUAUAGAAUCUAUUGAAUUUACAAAAUCUAAUAAAUCUACUAAUACAGAAUCUACAGAAUCUAUUGUUUUUGUUGAACCUACUACUUCUGCUUUUGUACCUAUUGUAUCAAUUGAAUCUGAUGAAAUAUCAAUAUCUACAACCAAGUCUACUAAAUCAAUAUAUAAAAGAACUGAAUCUAAAGCAACAUCUAGAAGAAUCAAAUCUAAUACCAUAUCUAAAAAUCCCAAAUGA
Racocetra persica is the source of this 403-nucleotide messenger RNA. The record is from the annotation of a GenBank genome assembly. Lineage: Eukaryota; Fungi; Glomeromycota; Glomeromycetes; Diversisporales; Gigasporaceae.